AAUAUCUUCUUUUCAUUUUGUGCUUAGGGAUGUUUAUUUGGCAAAUAUUCGACCACAUGCGCAAACACUUGGAGGGAGCCACAACCGAAGCCAGCUCUUGGGAGUCCCAGACCCAAAUGAAGUUCCCUAUAUUCCUCGUUUGUGAUUCUGAAGGUUACAAAGAGUAUGAACCUUUCACCAAGCAGCCUUAUACGGAUAUGGCCUUAACGGUGGACUUGCAGAUCGAGAAUGUUUUGUCUCCUACAACGCCUGGCGGAGAUAAGGCCACCAAUUACAUAGUCAGCGAUGUUCCAACUUUUUAUAAUGGCAUUUGCAAGAAGGUUGAGUUUCGGAGCUAUUACUCAGUGCAAGUUUCGGUGGGGUUCAAGAUGAGUAGAAACCGUACCUACCAUGUGUUCUUCAUGAAUCCUGGGACCGAGUUCUACUUGAUCAAUCAAGACCAUUUGAGGACCCCACCCAUGAUUGAGGUCACCAAUUCCGUGCUGAUUGAGAUGUGGAUCACUCGAUAUUUCGAAAAAGAUUCUCCUUGUGAGGAGGGUAUUGUGGAGAGCAACCAAACUGAAUGCAUGAAGGAGGUGGUCAAGCAGGAACUGGAUGGGAGUGAUUUACAAUGCGUACCAUAUGCUAUUCAUGCUCAGUUUCCAAUACGACCAAUUUGCAAUUCGACAGAAGCCCUCCAAACCUCGUUUAUACUGAGUUCGUUCAUCAUGAGUAAAACUGUUUUUGCCCACAAACAAUUCGGAUGUUACAUGCCAUGUGUGGAGACAAAGUUCAACGUGAAGCCUGUAUUACUGGGCAAAAAGGCGACGUUUUCCGAGGGGAUGAUGUUUCUGUACUCCUUGUUCCUCUACGAAGGCGUUUAUGAGAAGAAAAGAUAUAGAUUGAUGGACUUUACCACCAUAGUGGCAUCUGUGGGAGGAUCUUUGAGCUUUCUAUUGGGCGUGUCAUGCUUCGGAAUGAUGUGGUCGGUUGUUCGAAGAGGUCAUAACUCCUGUCUUAAAAGCGAUGUGAAAAUGCAAACUCUAGAAUUUUUCAGUUGA
Tigriopus californicus is the source of this 1040-nucleotide messenger RNA. RefSeq lists its product as uncharacterized. The coding region runs from base 30 to 1040 and encodes 336 amino acids. The transcript has 2 exons. Lineage: Eukaryota; Metazoa; Arthropoda; Copepoda; Harpacticoida; Harpacticidae. The record is from RefSeq and is a predicted model, not a curated record.